AUGGAUGAGCCAAAUUUGGGCAGGUCCUCAGAGUUGGCCUUCAUUAAGGAACCCAAUGAUAUCAUAGCUGUGAGGGAUCGCCCCCUGAUGCUGGACUGUCAGGUGGAAGGUGAGGGUCCUAUUACAGUGACAUGGCGUAGGAACGGCGUGCCCAUUCCCACUGGACAGAGAGUCAGCAUACUGGACAACGGCACGCUCCUCAUUCACAACUUCCAGAAACGUCGAGAGAGCAACGAGACGGAUGCUGGAGAGUACGACUGCGCUGCGCAGAACCGUUACGGCAUGCUGAUCAGCCGCAAAGCCCGGGUCCAACUGGCGUCUCUGCCAAAGUUUCACAUUCAUCCUGAGUCAAUGACUGUUGAUGAGGGUGGGGUUGCCCGACUCCACUGUGCAGUAAACGGAAUCCCUGAGGCCACCAUCAUUUGGGAGAGGAACAGAACCACACUCAACACUGAUAAUACCAGGUACACUCUGCUCCCCACAGGCAUUCUGCACAUCACUGGGGUGCAGCGGGCAGAUGUUGGACUUUACCGCUGCGUGGCCCAAAACAUCGCCAACACCCGUUACAGCCACGAGGCCCUGCUCUCUGUUACCGUGGCAGCACCUCGUCGUUACAAGGAGCCUGUGAUCCUCUCGGGUCCUCAGAACCUGACCAUUACCGUCCAUCAGACAGCCAUCCUGGAAUGCAUCGCCACGGGCAACCCGCGGCCCAUUGUGUCUUGGAGUAGAUUAGAUGGGCGCUCCAUCGGAGUGGAGGGCAUCCAGGUGCUUGGCACAGGGAAUCUGAUGAUUUCAGAUGUGUCCCUGCAGCACUCUGGGGUGUAUGUGUGCUCUGCCAACCGCCCGGGCACCAGGAUGAGACGUACCGCGUUGGGCAGAUUGGUGGUACAAGCUCCUCCUGAGUUCCUGCAGUGGCCGCAGUCUGUGUCUAAGCCAGUAGGGGGCAGUGCGGUGUUUACCUGCUUGGCUCAGGGUGUCCCAGAGCCCCAUCUGAUCUGGUUAAAGAAUGGCAAGAUUCUUACUCCAGGAGACAACGUCAAACUCACUAACAAUAACAGUACGUUGGCUGUGACACGUAUCACCUCUGAAGAUGAAGCUAUAUAUCAGUGUAUAGCAGAAAACAGCGCCGGUACAAACCAGGCUAGCGCGCGACUGGCCGUAUCCAUGUCCAGUGACUUACCUGAAGCCCCCCAGGACCUGAAGGCCACUCCACUCUCCCCUACCACCCUGCAGCUAAGCUGGGCCCAGCCAGCCCCUGAAAUCACAGAUGGAAUCAUUGGAUACGUUCUACAUAUCCGCAUGUUAGGAGAACCUGACAGUAAAGAGCUACAGGAAGCUGUCAGUAAAACCACUUUUAAGCAUGAUUUCAACAACUUGGAACCUGCCACCACCUAUUCUAUCUACCUCAAAGCUUACUCUCCUCUGGGAGCCAGCCAGCAGUCCAACACUGUCAUUGCCACAACCUUAGGGGGAGUGCCCUCUAUGCCCAGUUUCUUCACUAAGGUGCUGAACAGCACAGCCAUGCAGGUGUUUUGGGAGUUGCCUAGUAAACCAGGGAAGGUGGAGGGCUUUAAACUCUCCUACCGUGUGGUUCCGCAGGAGCAGUUCACUGGAGAGGAGCGUUUGCCCUGUCAUAUCAACACACACACCAUCUCACACCUCGAACCUGCAGCGGUGUAUGAAAUACAGUUGGUUGCUUACAAUGGUAACGGAGACAGUCUCAGCAAUAAGCGUUUGGUUUCCCUUGCUGAGACUGGCAGCAGUGGCAAAACAAAUUCUGGUGGGCAAAGCCUGUGUGACUGCAGACAAGAUGGUGAGAGCUCUAUGACUGGCAUUGUGGUUGGCAUCCACAUUGGCAUGGCUUGCAUCAUUUUCUGCGUGCUGUUUCUCAUGUUCGGAUACCGCCGCAGUUUCCUCUGCAGGAAGGGGACUCAGAACAACUGGACACUACCACAGAGGGGACAGACAGAACAGACAGGACAAAGGGACGGUGUUCCUAAAGAAGGCCUGAUCCGCACCACUGAGGCCAUAGAACUAAUGCCUCAGAGAGUGGGCUCCACCCAGGGGAGGCCAGCAGAGUGCCAGUCUGCCAUGGCACAAUGCCAGGUCCUCAUUGAGGAACAGCCGAGCAACCCUGGCACAGGCAUGGGCUGA
Chanos chanos (milkfish) is the source of this 2154-nucleotide messenger RNA. RefSeq names its product immunoglobulin superfamily DCC subclass member 3. The record is from RefSeq and is a predicted model, not a curated record. Gene Ontology annotation, biological process: cell-cell adhesion. The coding region runs from base 1 to 2154 and encodes 717 amino acids. Lineage: Eukaryota; Metazoa; Chordata; Actinopteri; Gonorynchiformes; Chanidae. The transcript has 14 exons. Gene Ontology annotation, molecular function: protein binding.